AUGGGGAGAUCAAAGAGCUUAUCCUAUUCUCUUAAUCGAUCCCUUCAAAGAUUGCAAGGAACGUUCAAUUCUUUAUGGAGUGGAGGAAUACUUAGAAAGGAAGGGUUUCAGAUACAUAGGGUUCUGGUUUCUCCAUUUUUGAGGUGUAUUCAAGCUGCUUCGGUGGUCAUUGCUGCUCUCUGUGCAAGCGAGGAGGGCCUUCAUGAGUUCAUGACUAAGCUUGGGGCGUUGGAGAUUCAUCCAUCAGAGUUCAUGGAGCACCUUGCUGAGUUCACCAGUAAGGAUGUGGUGUUUGAUCCAACUAAGAUAAAGGUCUCAAUAGAGUAUGGACUUUGUGAAGCCUUGUGUGGGCCGUCCAUAAAGCCAGAAGUGAUUUCUAAAGAUGGGAAUUGGUUCCCUGAUGUUUCUGAGCUUGAUGCUUUGUUACCUCAGGGGAUUGUUGAUCGCUCUGUUGAAUGUGUGUACCCAAAGUUGCCGGAAUAGGACGAGAAACAGAAAGUGUCGUGCAGAAGACUCAAAAGAGUCAUUCGGUCUCUUGCAGACAAAUUCCCCAAUGAAAAUCUGUUACUCAUCACUCAUGGUAACCCCUCUCUCUUUCUCUCUCACCCACACACAAAGGCAAUCUAGGUUCACCAACAGACAA
Amborella trichopoda is the source of this 643-nucleotide messenger RNA. RefSeq lists its product as uncharacterized. The record is from RefSeq and is a predicted model, not a curated record. Lineage: Eukaryota; Viridiplantae; Streptophyta; Magnoliopsida; Amborellales; Amborellaceae.